AUGGCAUAUGUUGCCAUCCUAGAAUGUGCAUCAGAAGUCGCACCUGUCAGUAAAAUGAAGGACUCAAAGCUCUCAACAGAAACGAGGAUUCUCAUGAAGAAAAGACGGAUGAUGAAGAAAAUGGAGGUAAACAAGAACAGGGACAUCAGAAACAACAUCGAAUAUGCAGAACUUGAUAAGACCAUCAAGAAGAAGGCAAGGGAAGACAUCAGGAAGCAGAUCAUGAAGAAGAUAGCAGAGACCAUCGAAAAUGGAAAAAGCAUGAAAAGAGCAAAGAGAUCCUUUCAACUAUGGCAGGAUAGAAUGCUGACUCUUCUAGACAAAGAUGAAAAUGAGCUCACCACACAAGACCAGAUAUUAGAACGAGUAGAAGAAUUCUAUGGAGAGUUGUAUGAUAGCAACAAGGGAAUAGAAAUCUCAACAAAAGCAUGCGAUCUACCAGACAUAACAGCUUGGGAUGUAGAGUCAGCAGUCCAGAAAAUGAAGAACGGGAAGGCAGCUGACAACAUCAAAGCAGAAAUGGUAAAAGCAGGAGGAGAUAUCCUAUCUCAGGAAUUAGCCAGGCUCUUCACAAAGUGCUUACGUCUGAUGGAAAUUCCUGUAGCAUGGAAAAACGCCAACAUGAUCAUAAUGUUCAAAAAGGGCACAUUCGUUGAUUAUGAUAAAGCCUUCGACUCAGUAGAAACCCAGUAUAUACUGGCAUCCCUGCAAGAUCUAGGGAUCGAAGAUGGAUACGUAGACGUCCUCAGAGACAUAUACACCGAUAGCUCUGUAACAGUCAAACUACACAAGACCACCAAUAAGAUCAGGAUCAAGAAAGGUGUACGCCAAGGAGAUACAAUCUCUCCUAAACUGUUCACAGCAGCAUUGGAACGUAUAUUCAGGGAUCUAGACUGGCAGGACAAGGGCAUAAACAUANAGACGACAUCAUAA
This is a messenger RNA of Lingula anatina, 933 nucleotides long. RefSeq lists its product as uncharacterized. The record is from RefSeq and is a predicted model, not a curated record. Gene Ontology annotation, molecular function: catalytic activity. NCBI's taxonomy places the organism in Eukaryota, Metazoa, Brachiopoda, Lingulata, Lingulida, Lingulidae.